AUGAUGCAAAGCAUUCAAAACGCAAAGCAUGUUGUGUCGCUGUAAGAAGUUCACAAAACAGAUAUCGACAGAAAUUAGAUAUAAUCCGCUUUUAGGGAGAACAAACACCGAACGACAUCUUUGAUCACUUAACACACAUUGCGAAACGAUUUGGCAUGCGCACAGCAGUAUUUCUAAAUAAAAACUUGAAAUGUCAGAACUGAAAACAUAAGAGACAUUUCAAAUCGUUACAUUGUAUCAACACAAACAUCGUUUUUACUACAUUUGUUUGAAAAGUUUUGCGUCAUGGAGGAACAACAACGACGAGUCAUCUGACGUCUUUCCUCGUUCCUCGUAUGCAAAUAACCCGCUUCAUAUCUCAAGAUGAUGACCAGUGACUGAAGUCAUUCAGCCAUGAGACUCGCCAGCUCUGCAUUGCUCUUUCUUUUUUCAUCUUCAUCUUCAGCUGUAAAGCUCUGGCUCUCAAACCUCGGUUUUUAGGAAGAAACACGGACCAGAGCUUCUCUCAUCACAGAUCUGUCUCAUACAACACUUUAUAUAUUGAUCAACAGGGUUUCAUGUGGGAUGUAGCAGAGGAGCUGGGAGCUUUGCUGGUUUUUGCUGAACAUCGCUACUACGGAGAGUCUCUGCCUUUUGGAGAGGAGUCAUACAGUAACGCCAAGUAUUUGAACUACCUGACCUCAGAACAGGUUUUAGCUGACUUUGCAGUGCUUAUCAAAGCUCUGAAAAAAAGCCAGCCUGGAGCUGAGAAAAGUUCAGUUAUCGCAAUAGGUGGCUCUUAUGGAGGGAUGCUAGCAGCCUGGCUGAGGAUGAAGUAUCCCAAUGCUGUUGUAGGGGCUCUUGCAGCGUCUGCUCCCAUUUGGCAAUUCAUUGUGCCAUGUGGAGAGUUUUACCGUGUGGUCACUCAUGACUUCACCAUCAGUGGCUCCAACUGCAGCAGCAGCAUCAGGAGGUCAUGGGCUGCUAUUGACAGGCUCUCUGCAACAGGUGAGGGUCUGCAGUGGCUUUCUCAGACAUUUGGACUGUGUGGUCCUUUAAAGUCUCAAGAGGACGUGUUCGGCUUUAAGGCUUGGCUGCAGGAAACCUGGGUGAACUUAGCCAUGGUGGAUUAUCCGUAUGAAGCCAACUUCCUUCAGCCACUGCCAGCCUGGCCUGUUAAGGUGGUCUGCAAGAAUCUUCAGUUUAAUAUGGGUGUUUCAGACAAACAGCUGUUGAAUGGGGUUUCUCAAGCUGUGAGAGUUUACUACAAUUACACUGGAGAUGCAGUGUGUCUUAACACAUCAAAGACCGCUACCGGAAAUCUUGGCUUCCUGGGCUGGUUCUACCAGAGUUGUACGGAAAUGGUGAUGCCCAUGUGUACCGAUGGCAUCAAUGACAUGUUUGAGCCUCAGCCAUGGAGCUUCCAGGCCUUCUCAGAUGAGUGCUACAACCAGUUUGGAGUGCGGCCACGAGAAGACUGGGCAGAAACUGUAUAUGGAGGGAGAAACAUACAUGCUCACAGCAACAUCAUAUUCAGCAAUGGGAAUCUAGACCCAUGGAUGAGUGGUGGAGUGACCAAGAGUCUGUCUGAAUCUCUGUUUGCCAUUAUGAUUGACGGAGGCGCUCACCAUCUUGAUCUGCGCUACAACAAUGAGCUUGACCCACAAUCUGUCAUCAAAGCAAGAGCGCUGGAAGUGCAGUACUUCAAACAGUGGAUCAAACAUGCAGCAACUACAAAGUAAUAUGAAAACAAGAUCAAGAAUGUUUUUAGAUAUGAUUGCAAAUGAAAAGUUGAUUUUAAGUGUGUUCUCACUUGCCAGAUUUUAUUUAAUUAAAAGUGUACAUGUACACUAAUCUGAAUCAAUUUUAAUGUUAAAUGUCAUUUUUGUGUAUAGAAAGCUUUACACAUCCACACUGAAAUGGCUGAAAACACUUUUGUGCUUGUACUGUUUAUGCAUAUUUUAUUCAUUUAUUUUAUUUUUGGAUCCAGACUACACAGAAAAAAAUAUUUCUGCCAAAUUGUUGCAAUAAUUUUAUAUGGACUGAAUUUAAAGAAACUAUUUAAAUUUAGUAAUGUUAAACUUAAUUUGUUUGUUUAAAUUCAGCCCAAAUAAAUUGUUUACAACCACUUACCUUAAUAAAAAAAAUUUGCAAAUCCAAUAAAUCAUCUUUAAAUAUUUAGUUCUGUGUAGGGCUGUUACAAUAUUGCAUUUUUCACACCAGAGGUAUUGUGGACAAAAGAAUUAACAAUAUCUAUAUACUGUAUUUAGAUGAUUUGUUCUUUUUUAAACUUGAAGCCAGAAAUAAAUGGUUAUGUGAGCAAAAUGUUUAUUUGCUUUA
Molecule: messenger RNA, 2319 nt
Organism: Danio aesculapii
Lineage: Eukaryota; Metazoa; Chordata; Actinopteri; Cypriniformes; Danionidae
Gene: prcp
Product: prolylcarboxypeptidase (angiotensinase C)
Exons: 8
Coding region: 558-1721 (387 amino acids)
Biological process (GO): proteolysis; negative regulation of systemic arterial blood pressure; angiogenesis involved in wound healing
Molecular function (GO): serine-type exopeptidase activity; dipeptidyl-peptidase activity
Source: RefSeq, a predicted model, not a curated record